This is a messenger RNA of Vicugna pacos (alpaca), 1350 nucleotides long. Its product is annotated as dynactin-associated protein. Gene Ontology annotation, biological process: activation of protein kinase B activity. Gene Ontology annotation, cellular component: Golgi apparatus; plasma membrane. The record is from RefSeq and is a predicted model, not a curated record. NCBI's taxonomy places the organism in Eukaryota, Metazoa, Chordata, Mammalia, Artiodactyla, Camelidae.
CUCUUCAGUUUAAUCCACCUUGCCCUGAUGUAUCAGAGUUGAUUUUCCAUCAGUCCUUUCAAUUAUUUGUCAGCGUUGCAUAUAUAAAGCACAAUGCAUGAACUGAAGAAUAUUUUUGGAGUUCAGCUUGUAGUAUUGCAAGCUCAAAAAUGAACAGAAAGCUUGGAAAAUAUGCGGUGAAUAUUGAACACUCUGAAAACCAGGCACCAGUCACAUGCUCAAAUGACCAAGCUCAGAGCUCCGUGUGCUGGCGUCCACCUUCAAAUGGCAUAACUGGCGAUGUCCCUUCCAGCUUAACUGGGGUCUGCAUGAACCCGGGAGUCCUUGCACAGUCAGGAUACCCACACACAGACUUGUCCCAUGCACAGGUGAAAGAAAAUUCCUGCAAUAACGGAUCUCUGUGGAAAGUCUUUUUGGCUUGUCUCUUAGCCUGUGUGAUAACAACAGCAAUUGGAGUACUCAUAAUAUGCCUGGUGAAUAAGGGGGGGAAUGGCAGUCCUUGCAUUAUUAUCCAGGUACCCACCAUGAGUAGGGGGCCUGCAGUUACCACUCCUGGAACAACCGCUACUACUUCUCAACCUACUGUGACCACCAGUUCAGCUGGACUGACAGCUACAACCACCUCAACAGAAUCUACUACCUCUGCUGCAUCCACUGAAAAUAUAGCCACAGCCACCACUUCAGCUGCACCCACCACUUCUAGUGAACGUACAGCCACAGCAGCCACCACCACCACUUCAAGUGAAACCACAGCUGCCCCCACUUCACCAGAACCCACAAGUGCUACCACAGGAUAUUAUUAGUUAGUAGAUUACAGAUUAUAGAUUAGUCUCAGCUGGCAACCAAAAUAAUCACGACUUCCUCCACCUCUCCCGCUGUUGCACAACUACGUUCACUUCAACUGGAGCUAUAACCACUAUUCCCACUGCAUCUACAACUACUGUGACUUCUACGCAGCCUGCGGAACAGCGGCCCCCUCUCUCCUGUAAUCUCCAUGUGUGCAUCUGAAGCUAUAACUACAAAUGCCACCGUUAUCACUUUGCUCUAAUAGAACUACCCGAAAUCAUCAAAAUGUUCUCUUCCAUAGCAAGUCAUCCUUUAGCUAUUUUCGCUGCCAAUUAAUCUACAGCUAUCUUCCCUCGCUGGCUCUUUCCCCAAAUUGUAGCUGACUCUUCAAUAGCUUGAGUCCAUGUCCACUGCCAUUCCCACAUUAUACCUGUAGCAGCUACCAUGAUGCCAUUUGAAGAACAAUAAUUUAGACAGUGAAUAAUGGAAUAGUUACCUUAAUUUUCAGUGCAUUGACACUUAGGACUUCUAAAACUAUUAAAACUAUUUUCAUUUUUAAAUAAC